Messenger RNA from Rosa rugosa (rugosa rose), 1309 nucleotides. RefSeq lists its product as uncharacterized. NCBI's taxonomy places the organism in Eukaryota, Viridiplantae, Streptophyta, Magnoliopsida, Rosales, Rosaceae. The transcript has 2 exons. The coding region runs from base 165 to 899 and encodes 244 amino acids. The record is from RefSeq and is a predicted model, not a curated record.
UGACUUCAGUACUCCCCUAUUAAACUCUAUGACGAGGAAAAUGACAAUUACAGAUCUUCAUAUGAUAUGAUAUGAUACUAUCAUAGCUCUACUACUUCUCUCAAACCAGAGUUUCACAAACUGCUUCACAUUUUUCAGUACAACUGCUCUCUUCGCUUUACACCAUGCUUGAUCAGUGCCAAAAGUUCCCUAGAAAUCAGCUCUAUGUAACCUGCCAUGUCCACAGCAGACACGAGAGUGCAGAAGACAAAGAGUUCGGUUUCUGUAGUGCAUGGGAGUUUCAAGCUCAAGCAUGUAUUGAAGCAGAUCUCGGUGCUCACUCACCACGGUUAUGGGAGACAAACACCAAAUACGAGUCUUCUCCUUUGCUCCCCCAAAACCAUCACUACAGUGAUCUUUCUCCCACGUCACGCAGAAGGGUGAUUCUUGAAAGCAGGAGUGAACUUAUGCAGAUGAUUCAAAACAUGCCAGAGUCAUAUCAUGAACUUUCUCUGAAAGAUAUUGUUGAUGAGCAACAAGGUAUGCAGAAGGCUGGAGAAGGCACUGAUGUUGAAGAGAAGAGUUUCGACUUCAACACUCAAGCUCAAAUUAAGAAGCAGAAGAAGAAAAUAACAUACAAGACUAGACAGAUAUCGCGGACUUCAAGUAUGGAAAGCGAAACUUUCCUAAUCAAGAUGUUCUUUCCAACUUUUCUAGGCUCAAAGAAGAAAGCAAAAGUAGCUGGGAAUCGCUCAAAAGUUUCCCCAAGGCCAUCAUUUGAAGAACCUGAGAACCAUAAAGAUUUGUGUGUUGAAGGCACAAGCAGCGGAAGAAGGUUUUGUGAGGACGAUACCUUACCUGGUUGCUGGACCUUCUUCCGGAGCAAGAAAGGCAAAAGCAAAAGACUAAGGGCAUGCUGAUUCUAAUCAAUUUGUGUAUUAAUUUAUUUGUUGUGGAGCCACUGUGUAGAUCUUUCUCUAGCUGGAAACCGAAACCAGCAAAAUAAAUGAGAAAAUGUUUUACAAUUACAAUUGGAAUCUAACAGAAACCAAGAACUAUUCUCUGCAAGUGAUUUCACUCGUUGUAAGCAUCUGUACUGCUGCUAGGUUACUUUAUCAUGUCGUCAGAAACAAUCCAUAUACCAGUUUACAUGAACACUCACCGCACGCCUACAUCAUGAACCUUGAUUUUGGAAAGCAGAACAUCAUUGACUAGCAACGGCACUGUUACACAGCCAUUUCCAAAUUUUGAAGCAAACAGAAUUUUCUCUAAUAAAAAUGUAUCUGGGAAUUUUGCAGGUCUAAAAAAAUUGCAAAAGUCCAGACUUGGG